CCUUUUUCAAUUUUGGGUAUUUUCCUUAAAUCUCUCUCCAACGAACAACUCAGCCCCAGUGCGAUUAUCAUAAUCCUUCAUCGACCCCACUAACCGUCAGCUUAGUUAUUCAAUGUGAAAACUUCAGUGGGUCCGUUUCCGAUUCUUCUCCAAUUUCUUCUUUUCAUUAUUGAUUAAUUUUUCACACCCACCAUUGAAUUGAUCGUGGUAAUGCCCGUGUACUUGCUUUUUCUUCGUCUUCCUUCAUUUCCACUCCACUUAUAAACGUAACGCGAGCUCUAUCCGUCUUCAUCAUUGUGAAAGGAACAGCCACAGUUCCAUCGAUUUGAUUAUUUCGUGGCGUUUGAAAACUUUCUUGUUCGCUCAAUUGGCUUCAGGAUGAUCAGAAGAGCAGAUUAAGGGCUGAUUGAUCUAUUUGGUAGAGUGCGAUGGAGCUAUCUUCUCUGUUUGAUCUUACUGUUCGGAGAUCAUUGGGAACUAUCUGGUUGUGUAUUUAUAUGUUAGUGCUUCUACAAAGUAAUAGAAGUGUGCUCUCAGAAUCCAAAUAUCUAAUUGGUCUUGGAAGCCAUGACAUCACUGGACCAGCAGCAGAUGUCAAUAUGAUGGGAUAUGCAAAUGCAGAACAAAUUGCAUCUGGAGUUCACUUUAGAUUACGAGCUCGUGCAUUCAUUGUCGCAGAGCCUCAAGGAAAACGGGUUAUUUUUGUAAAUCUUGAUGCUUGUAUGGCCUCACAGAUUGUGACAAUUAAGGUGCUUGAGAGAUUGAAGGCAAGGUAUGGGGACUUAUACACUGAAAAGAAUGUUGCUAUUAGUGGAAUCCAUACCCAUGCUGGGCCAGGUGGUUAUCUCCAGUAUGUUGUGUAUAUCGUGACAUCUCUUGGAUUUGUGCGCCAGUCAUUUGAUGUACUUGUGGAUGGUAUCGAGAAGAGCAUCAUACAAGCUCACGAAAAUCUCUUGCCAGGAUCAAUUUUAAUAAAUAAGGGAGAACUCAUUGAUGCUGGUGUGAACCGCAGUCCGAGUGCUUACCUAAAUAAUCCUGCCUCUGAGCGCAGCAGAUACAAAUAUGAUGUUGACAAAGAAAUGACUCUUUUGAAGUUCGUAGAUGAUGAAUGGGGUCCUGUGGGUAGCUUCAAUUGGUUUGCAACUCAUGGAACUUCUAUGAGUCGUACGAACUCACUAAUAAGUGGUGAUAACAAGGGUGCGGCUGCAAGAUUUAUGGAAGAUUGGUUUGAGCAAAAGGGCACUGGAACCAUGCACCCUGGUGAAUCUGAAGUGGAUAGUAUUCCACGCAGGGUCUCAAACAUUAUUCCUGAAGUAUUUAAAAACAAGCAGGAGUUGUUGGAACGUGCAGCAUCGUUUCAGUCACAACCUGGUAGACCAGCAACCAGGAUUCUUAGCGUUUCAAGGCGUGUUAGAAAUGUUCUCAGGCAGGCCAAUAGGCCUCAGUUUGUAUCUGCUUUUUGUCAAUCGAACUGUGGUGAUGUUAGCCCAAAUACUCUUGGGGCAUUCUGCAUAGACACUGGACUACCAUGUGACUUUAACCACAGUACUUGCGGGGGAAAGAAUGAGCUAUGUUAUGGACGUGGACCGGGCUACCCUGAUGAGUUCGAAAGUACACGUAUUAUUGGUGAGAGGCAAUUCAGAAAAGCCGUGGAUUUAUUCAGUAAAGCAUCGGAGCAGCUCACAGGAAAAGUGGAUUUUCGUCACUCUUAUGUAGACUUCUCCCAGCUUGAAGUGUCUCUUAGCAAACAGGGAGGAGCCACUGAGGUGAUAAGAACAUGUCCUGCUGCUAUGGGGUUUGCAUUUGCAGCUGGGACAACUGAUGGACCUGGAGCAUUUGAUUUUAAGCAAGGAGAUGAUAAGGGCAAUGCUUUUUGGAAGUUGGUACGCAAUUUGCUUAAAGCACCAGGCAACGAACAAAUUGCUUGUCAAAGUCCCAAGCCCAUUCUGCUUGACACUGGCGAGAUGAAGAUACCAUAUGACUGGGCUCCUUCAAUACUUCCAAUUCAAAUUCUCCGCAUUGGGCAGCUUGUCAUUCUUGGUGUACCAGGAGAAUUCACGACAAUGGCGGGGAGACGGCUUCGGGAUGCUGUAAAAACAGUGUUAACUACUGGAGCCAAGAGAGAAUUCAAUGGUAAUGUUCAUGUUGUCAUAGCAGGCUUGACUAAUACCUAUUCUCAAUAUGUUACCACAUUUGAAGAAUAUGAGAUGCAGAGAUAUGAGGGUGCCUCCACAUUGUAUGGUCCACACACAUUGGAUGCCUACAUACAAGAGUUCAAGAAGCUUGCUCAAUCCCUCAUUGAUGGUAGGCCUGUUGAGCCAGGGCCACAGCCCCCUGAUCUUCUUGCUAGGCAAAUAAGCCUGCUUACACCAGUUAUCAUGGAUGCGACUCCUAUUGGAGUGAGUUUCGGGGACGUGAAAUCCGAUGUUCCCCUUAACUCCACCUUCAAGAGAGGUAACUUGGUGACUGUAAGCUUCUGGUCUGGAUGCCCUCGAAAUGAUCUGAUGACUGAAGGUACAUUUGCUCUCGUCGAAAUCCUCCAGAAGAAGGAUACUUGGGUUCCAGCUUAUGACGACGAUGACUUCUGCUUACGCUUUAAGUGGUCGAGACCUUCUCGACUUAGUCCUCAAAGUUAUGCAACCAUAGAGUGGAGAAUACCGCAGACCGCAGUGUCGGGUGUCUACAGAAUCAGACAUUUUGGAGCAGCAAAAAGUCUCUUGGGAUCGAUUCGACAUUUUACAGGUUCAUCUAGUGCAUUUGUUGUAGCUUGAGAAUGUAUGAAAAAUACUUAUGCUGGUAGGGAGGGAUGUUGAUUGUCUGCCUAAUUUAUUCACGAGUUAAAAGUUAAUCUUCUUGUGGCAUUUGAUUGAAUUUUGAAUCAUGUAGAUAAUUUAUUCACGAGUUAAAAGUUAAUCUUCUUGUGGCA
This is a messenger RNA of Benincasa hispida (wax gourd), 2926 nucleotides long. RefSeq names its product neutral ceramidase 2-like. Gene Ontology annotation, molecular function: N-acylsphingosine amidohydrolase activity. The record is from RefSeq and is a predicted model, not a curated record. Gene Ontology annotation, cellular component: extracellular region. NCBI's taxonomy places the organism in Eukaryota, Viridiplantae, Streptophyta, Magnoliopsida, Cucurbitales, Cucurbitaceae. Gene Ontology annotation, biological process: ceramide catabolic process; sphingosine biosynthetic process; long-chain fatty acid biosynthetic process.